GUCAUCCCAUUCAUGAGAGCAGUAGAUUUAACGGGAUUGUUUUUUUCCUACCAGGACGUACAGUGGAAUAGAGGCGGGGGAAAUGAAAUUUGUCACCGUGGGAUUCUGCAAACGACGAGGGACGGCAGUUUUAUGGUUCCAGCCGUAGGCAACAGGUACCGGAGAAACUGGGAGAGUGUGGCAGGCGGCUCGUGAACACACCACCCAGCCAGCGCUCUUCUCUGUGCACGACCGGGCGGACAUGAUGUUUUCACAAGGGCACGUCGUCAGUGUGGCGGACACUUGUACGGCGUGUUGGUAGCGGGUUCUACGUGUUAUGACGGCGCCGCGCCCGGCUAGGACGGCCACCAUGCAGCGCUCCAACACCGCGAUGAGGAAGAACCACCGGCGGGCCAACCAGAGAGGCGCCGCUUACAUCUUCAACGACAAGUGCCCCAUCCUGACGCCCGAAGAGGAGCGGUUCCUGACCGCAGCCGAGUACGGCGACAUCCCGACCGUACGGAAGCUACUGGAGGAGUCGACAACACUGAACGUGAACUGCGUGGAUUACAUGGGUCAAACCGCUUUGCAACUAGCGGUGGGCAAUGAACACCUCGAGGUGACAGAGUUACUCCUCUUGCAGCCCAACAUCCAGAGAAUAGGAGACGCAUUGCUCCUGGCCAUCAGUAAGGGAUACGUCAGGAUAACAGAAACGUUGCUCAAUCACCCGGCCUUCAGCGAAAAGCACAAACGUUUUGGCGGCCUGCUGAACACCAGCCCCACGACGGAACAGUUGGAGGGCGACAUCGCCGAGUUUUACCGGAUGGACCAGGACGGGACGCGCUUCUCUCCCGAUAUCACCCCGAUCAUACUCGCGGCUCACUGCAAUGAGUAUGAAAUCGUACAGAUGCUGCUCAUGCGGGGAGCCAAGAUCGAGAGACCGCACAACUACUUCUGCCGGUGCGAGGAGUGUAUCAGGAAACAGCGCUCCGACUCCUUCAGCCACUCUCGGUCGCGAAUAAACGCGUACAAGGGCCUGGCCAGCCCUGCUUACCUCGCCCUGUCCAACUCGGACCCCGUCAUGGUAGCCCUGGACCUCUGUAACGAACUAGCCGGCCUCGCCAACAUCGAGAAGGAAUUCAAAUGUGAAUACAAACAGUUGAACAAACAGUGUAAGGACUUCGUGGUGGGUAUCCUGGACCUGUGCCACAACACGCAGGAGGUGCAGGCCAUUCUCAAUACCAGCCCGGACGACGAGGAGGAACGGGAGACGACGUCAGCAAGACCCGGCCUCAGCAGGUUAAAAAUCGCAAUCAAGUACAAAGUCAAAAAGUUUGUAGCUCACCCCAACUGCCAGCAGCAGCUGGUGAACAUUUGGUACGAGGGUGUCGAAGGGCUCCGACAGAAGCCUACCAGCAUCAAGUGCCUUCUCGUGCUCAGUGUCGCCGCCUUCCUCCCGUUCCUGGCGGUCGCCUACUGGAUCGCGCCCUGCUCAAGGGCCGGUAGAGUCCUCCGGAGCCCGUUCAUGAAGUUCCUGGCACAUGCGUCCUCCUUUGCAAUCUUCCUGGUCCUGCUGGUCCUGAACUCCGCCGAGCGGUUCGAGGGCUUCUCAACCGGAAACGUCAACACGACACAUCCGCCCUCCAUCGCAGGCAGGGACCGCGUGGGACGAUGGGAGCCCAUAGAGCUGCUAGUUAUUCUCUGGGUAUUGGGGAUGAUCUGGGCCGAAGUGAAGGAGCUGUGGGGCAGCGGCCUGAAGGACUACACGUCCCAGAUGUGGAACCUGCUGGACUUCUCCAUGCUGUCCACCUUCCUCGCGUCCUUCGCAACCCGCUUCGUGGCCUGGUACAAGGUGUACGAGGCCACCACCUACAUGAACGCUCAUCCAGGGAACUACUCAGGCACGCAGUGGGAGUACUACACCAGGGAGAGAUCAGACCGGAAGUACUGGGUAGCCUCUGACCCGGAACUGAUCUCCGAGGGCCUGUUUGCUGUAGGGAUUGUGCUGAGCUUCUCCCGCAUCGCGUACAUCCUGCCCGCCAAUGAGAGCAUCGGGCCCCUGCAGAUAUCCCUGGGCAAAACCAUCCUGGACAUCCUCAAGUUCAUGGUCAUUUUCUUCCUGGUGUUCACCGCGUUCAUGCUGGCCAUGUUCCAGCUGUACUCGUACUACAGAGGGGCCAAGGACCACGCUGCGUUUGUCACUUUGGAGGAGACGUUCAAAGCUCUGUUCUGGUCAAUGUUCGGGCUAUCUGAGGUGAAAGGUGUCCAUCUAAGAUAUGACCAUAAGUUCAUUGAGAACGUUGGGUACAUCCUGUUCGGAGCCUAUAACGUCAUCACGGUGGUGGUGCUGAUCAACAUGCUGAUCGCCAUGAUCAGCAACUCUUACCAGGAGAUCGAGGACGACUCUGACGUAGAGUGGAAGUUCGCGCGGACCAAGCUGUGGCUGUCGUACUUCGAGGAGGGCAUGACCAUGCCGGCUCCCUUCAACCUCAUGCCGAGUCCCAAGACGUUCUUCUACAUCAUCGUCGGCGUCAAGAACCUCCUCUGCGACCUGUGCAGCUGCCAGAGGAAGAAGAAGAAGAUGAUGAGAAGAUACGACACCGAGUCACGGAUGACCCGACGGUCCAACGGUGCCACGGGAUCUCUCGGAAGUCUUGACAACAGUUUCCCCAUGAUGAACUGCAUUCGGUCAAUAGACGCGCCUUCAGAAUACCAGUGCAUCAUGAAGAGACUGGUCAAGCGGUAUAUCCUCACUGCACAGCGGGCACAGGAGGAGGGCGAAAUCAACGAGGGCGAGCUCGAAGAAAUCAAGCAAGACAUUUCAAGCCUUAGAUACGAGCUGCUGGAGGGCAAGGAGGACACAAACCGCCAGAUCUGGUUGAUUGGAAAGAAGAUAGACCACUAUCUAGGGGUCCCAUCCCCCACCGAACAGUCUGUACACAUGGGGAGUGUGGCUGGUACAACCUUCCACUCCGACCGGGACUACUAACUGCCUUGGUAACGAUAGACGCCCGGAGCGAGGAAUGGCGACGCGUUUGUUUCUGGAUUAGAAAUUAGAAAAGUCUUUUCACCUCAGAUAGCCAUUCAUGGA
Messenger RNA from Branchiostoma belcheri (Belcher's lancelet), 3070 nucleotides. RefSeq names its product short transient receptor potential channel 3-like. Gene Ontology annotation, cellular component: membrane; cation channel complex. The transcript is spliced from 13 exons. The record is from RefSeq and is a predicted model, not a curated record. NCBI's taxonomy places the organism in Eukaryota, Metazoa, Chordata, Leptocardii, Amphioxiformes, Branchiostomatidae. Bases 317 to 2968 code for a protein of 883 amino acids. Gene Ontology annotation, biological process: manganese ion transport; regulation of cytosolic calcium ion concentration; calcium ion transmembrane transport. Gene Ontology annotation, molecular function: inositol 1,4,5 trisphosphate binding; store-operated calcium channel activity; protein binding.